GGGAGGCUGGGAUUGCGCGGGGACCCCCGAGGGCAGCGCAGCGCGGCGCGGCGCGGCGGGGCAGAGGCGGGUCGGGGUCGGGUCGGGGCUGGCGGCGGGUCGGGGGGCGGCCGCGGGGCCGGGCCAUGGCUGCGCUGCUCGGCACCUACCGCUGGCCGGAACGGCUGGAGGGGGACGCCAGCGAGGGGCUGCCUCCGGGGCCCCCCCAGCGUUGUCCGGCGGGAGAGAAAAGCUCCGAGAGCCGCAUCCGCCGGCCCAUGAACGCCUUCAUGGUGUGGGCGAAGGACGAGAGGAAGCGGCUGGCGGUGCAGAACCCCGACCUGCACAACGCGGAGCUCAGCAAGAUGCUCGGCAAGUCCUGGAAGGCUCUGAGCCUCUCGCAGAAGCGUCCCUACGUGGAGGAGGCCGAGCGGCUGCGGGUGAAGCACAUGCAAGAUUACCCCAACUACAAAUACCGGCCCCGGCGCAAGAAGCAGGUCAAGCGCAUCUGCAAGCGGGUGGACCCCGGUUUUUUGCUGGGCAACCUGACGCGGGACCAAAACGCCGUGCCAGAGAAGCGGACCUGCGGCCGGGCCGGGGGGGAGAAAGAGGGUCCGGGUGAGUACCCGCCUCGCCCGGGGCUGCCGGCCGGCCGGGGAUACCGGGAAGCUCCGUGCAGCAGCAGCGGCAGCAGCACCAGCGUGGACACCUACCCCUACGGGCUGCCCACCCCCCCGGAGAUGUCUCCGCUGGACGCCAUAGACCCCGAGCAGAGCUUCUUCUCCUCGCCCUGCCCCGAGGAGCAUCACCGCUCCCACCUCGCCGGAGCCACCUACUCCCCGGAGUACGCGGGCAGCUCCCUCCCGUGCAACCACCACCCCCUCAGCCCCAUCCCGCAGCCGGCCACCUGCAUGAUCCCCCCGGCCUCCAGCUGCACUCCUCUUCCUCCUCCUCCUCCUCCUCCCAGCUACUACACGCCCGCCUUCCCCUCCCUGGCCCCCCCCAGCCUCCAUGCCCACCUGGGCCAGCUCUCCCCGCCACCCGACCACCACGGCUUUGACACCUUGGACCAGCUGAGCCAAGCCGAGCUCCUGGGGGAGAUGGACCGCAACGAGUUCGACCAAUAUCUCAACAACCCCGGCCACGGCGACCACCACGGCGGCGUCUUGGUCAACGGACACGUCCCGGCGUCCGGCAGCUCCCACGCCUCCGAGACCAGCCUCAUCUCCGUCCUUGCUGAUGCCACGGCCACCUACUACAAUAACUACAGCGUCUCCUAGACCCCCGGCCGGGGCCCAGGAAGGACCCGACACAGUAUUACCAGGCGUUGCUGCCCGGAGACGUCGCUCGCCACCACCCCUCAGGGUGACCGAGUCCGAACCGUGAGGGCUGCGGAGUCUCCUCGGUGGCGUAGGUAAAGGAUUUCGGUCGUCAGCUCACCACCGGUGCAAAGCCUGGGGUGCCCUGCUCCCAGCGGGGCCGGGGAGGGCAUUUCCCAAUGCCGAAACCCUUGGGCGAAGUCCCUCUUCCAAAGCAGAGAUGCUCCCGGCAGCGCGGGAAGGUUGCCUGUCGUUUCGGGGCACCCCCAGCUCUGCUUUGGAGUUGGGAGGACGGCAGCAAUCUCCCCCCCACCCCCCAAAACGGCAGCUCUGGAGUCUUGUCAGGGGCAAAAAUCCCCCUGGAAAGGGAAAAGGCGAGGGAUGGGGCAGGGGGGAAGGGAAGAUUUUGGUAAAGGGUCUGCGAGCCGCUCUCGGCUGCUGGCAUCGGCGUUGCGGCAGCCCGUGCGCCGGUGGGGGCGAAACCUGCCUCGUCCCCCCCGCCCCCAGACCUGGAGUUGGGGGCUUCAAUCCCAAAGGGGAGGGGACACCAGGGAUGCUGCCGGGCUAUCCCUGGGGAUGCGCGGCGGUGGGGUGGCAGGGGGGCAGCAAGCCCCCCGGGGCGCUCAGCUUUGCGCCUUCCCGAGGAGGGUAAGAGCAGGGCUUGGAAAAAGCAGGAUGCGGCCAGCAUCCGCGUCCCCCGCCAUGGCUUCCCCUCGGCCCCCCAGCGGAGCCGCCCUCCCCGGAGCGCGGCCUGGGACGAGCACUUGGGGCAAAGAGGUGAUGAUGUAGCAGACACGUGUUUUUAUUUUUUGAAUCAAACACCCUUCGAAGGCGAAGGCUUCACGUUUCGAGCCGCGGUGCCCAAUGCCUCUUCUAACUCCGGCGUAUUAUUGCUUGUAAUAAAGCUGUACAUUGAUUUAUUCCUGCCAUUAUUCCUCCCCCUCGGAUUUUGUAUUGCUCGAGUUCUCUUCCUUUUCAUAAAGAUGAAGCUUUAUUUUAAAUCAGUUAUAUGACAUGAUUAAUCUUAGUGUUUACUGUAUGGCACUUGGUAAUGAUUAGUUAGUAGCGUGACUAUGAUUUUCUGGUUUCAGUCCCAAGCGUGUAUUAAUAAUAAUUGCAAAUAAUACUUUAAAAAAAAAAACAAACCAAACCCACAACUUCACAGGUUUUUAAGCUAAUACAUUCCAUCUUUUUUGUGUGACUCUAUGCAUUUUGAAUGAGUGUAGAUAUGAGUUUGCAUAAAAUAUUUAAUUUAAAUAAAUGUUUUUAUACAAUGAUUGUUUUAUGAUUUAAAUUGCUGUAGCUAUUGACAAAGUUUUCAAAACAGAAACAUUUCCUGUGCGAGUGCUAUUUUUUUAAUUUUGUUUUGUUGUUGGUGGUAUUUUCAGCCAAACUUUUCUACUUCCUUUUUUUUUUUUUUUUUUUU
This is a messenger RNA of Chroicocephalus ridibundus (black-headed gull), 2724 nucleotides long. RefSeq names its product SRY-box transcription factor 7 (gene SOX7). Gene Ontology annotation, biological process: cell differentiation; regulation of DNA-templated transcription; anatomical structure morphogenesis. Lineage: Eukaryota; Metazoa; Chordata; Aves; Charadriiformes; Laridae. The coding region runs from base 126 to 1259 and encodes 377 amino acids. The record is from RefSeq and is a predicted model, not a curated record. Gene Ontology annotation, molecular function: DNA-binding transcription factor activity, RNA polymerase II-specific; RNA polymerase II cis-regulatory region sequence-specific DNA binding. The transcript is spliced from 2 exons.